AUGCCACCCCCAAGAACCUACAAAUCUCCCCUCAAAGGCUACGAAAACGCCCCGACCCUUCCAACCGAAAAGGCCGAAGACGGCAAGAGCCUCCUCAACAUCCAAACCGGCGUCCUCAGCAAAGCCUACGAUGAGUUUCCCGAACCUCUCGACAACGGACCACGAGGUGCCUUCGACAUCCACAUCUACCACCUCCCCAACCAUCCCACCCAAGCUCAAUACGCCGCCGAGCUGCACCAGCGCAUCCGGCGCGAGUUUCCCGAGUUGAGGAUCUACACAUUCUGGACCAAACCCGUGGGUCCGCACCCCAUCGCCAUGUUUGAAGUCAACAUCUUUACGCCGGCACAGUUUGGCGCGUUUGUGGGCUGGUUGGCGAUCUGGAGGGGUCCGUUGAGUGUGUUGAUUCAUCCCAAUACUACUGAACCUACACUUAAAAAGAGUGAAAAUAAGGAAGGGGGAGAAGGAGGAGGAGAACAGGGAGAAGGACAAAAAAUGAGUGAGGCGGAGAAGGAGGCGAGGAAUCAUACGGAACGGGCGAUUUGGAUGGGGGAGAAGGUGGUGUUGAAUACGGAUUUGUUUUGGGAGGUUAUGGAUCAUUGA
Messenger RNA from Sordaria macrospora k-hell, 600 nucleotides. RefSeq lists its product as uncharacterized. Lineage: Eukaryota; Fungi; Ascomycota; Sordariomycetes; Sordariales; Sordariaceae. The record is from RefSeq and is a predicted model, not a curated record.